Molecule: messenger RNA, 3153 nt
Organism: Paramecium octaurelia
Lineage: Eukaryota; Ciliophora; Oligohymenophorea; Peniculida; Parameciidae
Source: the annotation of a GenBank genome assembly
AUUCAAAGCAUAAUAGUAAUCAUACUCAUAAAUUAGGCAAUGAAUUCAAUGAAUUAAAUGAAUUUUCUUCAGUCCUAUAAUUAUUGCAUAUAUCCAUAUCGUCCACAAUUAUAUUAUAAUUUGUAUGCAGAUAAUAUUCAAGAACAAAAUCAAACUGCUCCAACAUAUAAGCAAGAAGUACUAUAAUGGUAUAUAUGGUUUUGUUAUAUUUACAGGCUGUUCGCAUUAGAAUAAUCUGAAUUGUACAAACUAUUUCAGAUAAAAGGAUAAUUAAAAACAUUCCCAAUAAUGAAGAUGUACAUACAUGAUAAGUAAUUUCAACCUUCAAACUAUGCACUUUUCCAAAAGUUAAUAUAAUUGAAAUAUUCUUAGAGCUACAAUUAAUUUAGAGUCUAAAAUUGAUGAUUAGUUUAUGAUGAAGGCAAGGAUCAUUCACAAAAAAACAGAUGUACAUUGUACUAUUAAUGAGUUUAGGAAUUGUAUGACAAGUUGGUUAUUUUUGAUGAUGAAAGUUUUCUCGACACAAUAAUAGUAAGUGAACCUCAUUUAGAAAAUUUAAAUGGUUUCCUUGAAUUGUUAGACGAACUUUCUGAUAAAUAUUUUCUCACUAAUUCUGCAAAAACAAAUUUAGAAAAAGCAGAAGACCCGAUUUGGUUUCAUUAAAACAGUUACCAUAGUUGUUCGGCUUGGAUAAUAAAGGAAUUUGAGAAAAAUAUUAAUUUUUAUUACAAUACACAAAGAGACAAAAAGAAGAAAUAUCGUCUCUAGAAUUAAAUGGUGAAUAAAAAUAACUCAAAAGAUAUCUAAGAAUUUUUUGAAAGAAAUCUAGCAAACAAUAAGGAGAAAGUAAAAAAUUGAUUAAUUAAAUUUAGUUGAACCUUUAUUUUGAAUAAAUAUAAGCAGAUUUUAAAGAAAAUCCAUAAAACUUAGAAAAUAUUUUUUAUGACAAUAUAUUCUCAGGCACCGCAAUUAAAUUAUUAAAAUCAUAAAUUGAAUUAUCACUUAACUUUUAAUAAAAAUGUCACACUGACACUAAUAUUAUUAAAUCUAUGUUAAUUACAUCUAUGCCAGAUUUAUUAGAUUAGAGAACUUACUUCCUAAAGAAAUUCUAUUAGAUUGUGAUUCAAUUGUUUUAAGAACAUUUGGAGAAUGAAUUAUUUAGCAGUGAACUAGCAAUUAAAAAGAAGAAAGAUAAAAAAAAGUUGAAGAAAAAAAAGUCAGAGAAGACUGAAUAUAAGAAGGCUCUUGAUCCUAUUGAGCUGAAUCAACGUCUCUCAAGUAAGAACUUACAAGAAUCCAACAUACUAAGAUUUUAGAGAUCAUAUUCUUAAAAUAAUUUUGCAUAUUCUUAUGUGACUCCACCCAAUACACCUUCAGCUUGGGAAAAUAGUGAUGAUCAAAAGUAUAAAUUAUGAUUCAUAUUUUAAGUGAAAUUAAUGCUUAAAGCUACUAAACUUAGAAUCAAAAAUAAAAUAAUAAUGAAAGAUUAAAUAAAGUUAUAGAAAGUCAAAGCAUUAUAGAUUAUGAAUAAACUAAUAUAUCUUAAGCAUUUGUAGAAAAUUUGUAAAAUCCUACUAAUGAUGAUUUUGUAGAAUAUACUUAAACGAUAACUCAAAAUAUAUUAAACAUAGUUUAUGAGUCUUUGGUGGAUGAAAAUUUCCAUAAAGAAGAAUUAAUAAGAGAGAAAAAGAAGAUAAAGAAGAAGUAGAAAACUGUUUGGAGAUCUAUCCCAGAAAGCAGAGAUGAAUAAAUGCAAUUGUAAUCUCCUGAAUCUGAAAUUACAAGAUUCUCUGUAGAAACUUAGGCUUAAACCAUAAGAAGUCUUUGUUCAAAUAGAACAGCCUCAACUUCUGAAGAAGAGAAAAAAUAAAGAUUGAAAUCAAGAAAAUCUGCAUAGUAAUUUGAGUAAUAGGAGACUGAAUCAAUUUCAUCCUCUAAUCAAACACAAGAUAACAGCUUAAAAGAAUAGAUUGAAAAUGUCUAAUAAAAAGCACAAUAGAAAUUAAUCGAAUAGAUUAGUUAUGAUAUCAUAGAAUUCACUGAUAACAUUAUGAAUGAUUAUGAAGAGAUGUUACCCUUUAGGCUUUUGGCUUUUGAUAGAAUUAAACUAGUAAUUUAAAAAGUGUUCUAUGGAAUACCUGAUGAUAUGAUAUAGUAAGAAUAUAUUAAAUAUUAAGAUUAUUUGGUUCUUGUGCUACUGGCUUAGCUUUAAUUGAUUCAGAUAUAGACAUUGGCAUUAGUGGCUUUUAACCUAUGAAUAGAAAUGUUAUUAAGGCUCUUUUCGAUAACCUAUUUUUUGAAUUCUCUAAAAGAAAAUGGGUUAUCAAGUCAAAGUAUAUAAUUUACUAAAUAUAGUCCCAUUUUUAACUCAAUUGUUCCAGUAAUUAAACUCGAAAUCGAUCCCUAAGUUCCUUAAACAGAAUUUGAAGGAAGAAAUUUAAUGGAGACAGAGAUUCAUAAGUGGAAAAAACUUAAAUAAAGAAUAAAGAGCUGCAUUAAAGUUGAUAUCUCGUUCAAUUUUAGUGGAACCACAUAUGAUUCUCCUCAUUCUGGUUUUAUUACAACAAAUUUAGUUAAAUAAUGGAUGAAAGAAUAUCCAAUUAUCUAAUAAUUAGUAUUGAUUUUGAAGAGUAUGAUUAAGAAACUAGGAUUAUCAGAAUCAUAUACUGGUAUAUUAAUUAUAUUUAUAGUGAAGGUGGCCUCUCGUCUUACUCUCUAAUUAUUAUGGUUUAUUCAUUUCUAAGAGAAAAUAGAGUACCCUCAAAUUAAAUAGGAGAAUCAUUCAUUGACUUGCUAAAGUAUUUUGUUAAUGAGUUCAAUACUACCACUACUGGAAUAGGCCUUUUGGCUGAUAUUAAAAAUCCAUAAUCAAGGUAUUACUAGUAAAUAUAGAAUAGCUACUUCUUUAAUUUACAAGAUUAUUGCUUACCAUAAUUACCCAUUACAAUCUUUAAUCCUUUGAACAGAAAGCUUUUAACUAGUUCUUGUGUUCAUAUUGGCAAAAUAUUUGAUUUUUUUAAGGUUACUUUGUAGCAACUAGAACAAAAAAGAGAAUUUUAUUGCAACUAUGUAAUAUUAGGUAAAAAAAAACAAUAAAAACUUAAUAAAACUUUGGGAAAUUUUAUCACUAAUUUAUUGGAAUCAAUUAAAUGA